CCAUGGAAAACAAUCUUUUAACUUCUCUACUUGUAUACCUCUUUUGUUCUUAGAGGAUCCAGUUGCAAAGCGGGUAGCAACAUCUCCUCCUUCCAAGGAUGUCCUAGAAGACCAGGCCACCUUGUCACAAACUGACUCCCUUUCGCAAUACAACGAGGAGAUUACCCCAAUUGUAAGUCUUUUUUCUUCAUCCUCAACGGCUACUUUUAACAAGGUAUAUACAUGAUUGCCUUUAGCAUAUUGUCCUACUUAUUUAUAAAAUUUUCAGCUCCUCCUUCCUUGUUGUUUGCUACAUCGUUGAAGCUUAAUUCUUCUUCGUCGAGAUCUCUUUGGCUGUCUUUUUUUCUAAAUCGGCUGCAGAAGAGAUAAUAAAUUACUGGUGAAGAGCCCUAGCUCCAAGAUGUAGAAGACACAAGAUUUCUAUAGUUGUGCACAUGAGAAUAUUUUUUCUAUUGAAGAUUUGCAUCUAGGCAUCGGAAAGUUUCACUCUUUUUGAGUCUUGGGAUGAAGCUCGUAUACAAUUAUGGUGGGAAUUUGAAGCGUGGAUGCACUUUAGAGUGUGUCGGAGGUAACACAUGUGCUCUAAACGAUGUAGAUCGGGAUAAAAUUGGUUAUUUUGAUCUUCUUGAUUGGGCAACAGAUUGUGGAGAUUAUCCUCCUGUUUCUGAGUUGUAUUAUGCAAAAUCUAGAUGUGAUUUGGGUAAAGGGUUGAGUAGAAUAUAUGGUGACAAAGAGACGGUUGGAGAAGAAAAUGGUAAUGCCAUUUGAAUUUUCAUCUACUGGUGCCUCAAACCGUAAUAGAAGAGAUACUAGUCUUCUUGUUGAGAAAAUUCAACAGAACAACAGCCCUAAGAACACUAAAACUAUAUCUACAUUCUGCCCCAUCACAUUUUAUUGAAGAAGAAAUGGUUCAGUCUACAGAAGUUAACAUUUCAGAGGAAGAUUCACACAAUGAAGAGGAAGAAGGGGAUGACAUUGAAGAGUAUACAAGGAUUAUUAAAGGGAAUGCAAUUGAGACAUGUGUUGAGGAUGAGAUAUUGGGGUCUUCUUCAAAGAUUAAUAUGAGAGAUUUAGCAGAGGAGAUGACUGCUGAUGAGGUACUAUUAGGGUGUGACAAUGACACUGAUGAUGAUGAGUGUAGGGAUGCUAGAAGAAAGUUCAAUAAUUGGCAUGACAAAGAAAAUGCAAAAGUGGAUGGAAUUGUUAAGCUCAUAAUACAAACUCCAAAUCCAACCUUGGGAGGAGGUAGUACAGAACCUUGGGAUGUUGUAUCAGAGUAUGAAGAUUCUAAUGUGUAUGCUAACACCCCAGGAGAGAGUGAGGAAGAUGACAUUCGUGGAAAAGAGUCAGCACCCAUUAUUGAUGAACACACUGAUUUUUCAAAAUUAGUUUGGCAACUAGGAAUGAGGUUUCCUAAUAGGGAAUUGUUUAGGGAUGCAGUGUGAAGGUAUUGAAUAUUUCAAGGGAGAAACCUUGUGUUUAAUGCAACAGAAAUAGAAAUAAAAGGUUGGGUGCAAGAUGUAUUCAAGGAUGUCCAUUUAAAAUAGUACGUUCUUGGCAUUCCAGAAAAGGUGGGUUUGUGGUGAAAAGAGUGAAAAUCAGGCAUACUUGUUAUAGAGACAUGAAAAAUAAUAGCCAACUUGGUUCUAAAUGGAUUACAAAAGAAUUCUUGGAUGUUUUUAAGGCCAAACCCCAUUGGCCUGCAAAAGAAAUUCAGGAUGUUUUU
Messenger RNA from Cuscuta campestris, 1726 nucleotides. Lineage: Eukaryota; Viridiplantae; Streptophyta; Magnoliopsida; Solanales; Convolvulaceae. The record is from the annotation of a GenBank genome assembly.